Messenger RNA from Rhizophagus irregularis DAOM 181602=DAOM 197198, 624 nucleotides. RefSeq lists its product as uncharacterized. Gene Ontology annotation, cellular component: cytoplasm. NCBI's taxonomy places the organism in Eukaryota, Fungi, Glomeromycota, Glomeromycetes, Glomerales, Glomeraceae. Gene Ontology annotation, molecular function: ATP binding; protein kinase activity. Gene Ontology annotation, biological process: signal transduction; protein phosphorylation. The record is from RefSeq and is a predicted model, not a curated record.
AAUAUUCUUAAAAUGUAUGGAGUAUCACAAAAUCCAAAUACAAAAGAUUAUAUCAUAGUGCUUGAAUAUGCAGAAGGUGGAGAUUUUAAGGGUUACUUGGAUAAAAAUUAUGAAAAAUUUGAUUUGGUUAAUCAAAUAAAAAUAUUAGCUAUUAUUAUUGGAGGGCUUAACGAAAUUCAUCAGAAAUGGAUGGUUCAUCGUGAUCUUCAUAUAGGAAAUAUAUUACUUACAAAAAUACAAGACCAAGAUUUUUUAUUUAAUAGUUAUAAUUGUUAUAAUUAUAAUGCAUGUAUUUCUGAUAUGGGAUUAUGUAAAAAACUUGGAGAAACUGAUGAGACAAAUAUUUACGGAGUUAUGCCUCAUGUUGCUCCCGAAGUAUUAAGAGGAAAGCCUUAUACUCGAGCAGCUGAUAUAUAUAGCUUUGGUAUGAUUAUGUAUUUUGUAGCAACUGGAAAGCAACCCUUUGCUGAUUGUGCUCAUGAUGAGAUACUAGCAAUUAGUAUAUAUAAAGGGGAUAGACCUGAAAUAAAUGAGAAAAUUGUACCAAAAUUUUAUAUUGAUUUAAUGAAAAGAUGUUGGGACAUGAAUCCAGACAAUAGACCAACUUCUGUUGAAGUAAAAGAA